This is a messenger RNA of Gracilinanus agilis (Agile Gracile Mouse Opossum), 2124 nucleotides long. It is a transcript of the gene RNF130, whose product is annotated as ring finger protein 130. The coding region runs from base 437 to 1699 and encodes 420 amino acids. The record is from RefSeq and is a predicted model, not a curated record. The transcript is spliced from 8 exons. NCBI's taxonomy places the organism in Eukaryota, Metazoa, Chordata, Mammalia, Didelphimorphia, Didelphidae.
CGGCCCCGGCUACCCCGAGUCUACCCCGCGCCGCCCAGGGGCAGGAGUGAGGCGGAGCGCGGAGGGAGGAGUUGCUGCCACUGCGGUCCCGCCGAUUCGUCGCCCUCCUGGGUUCCAUGGACCUGUCGCCGAUCCGGGCCCGGGGUGUUGUGGGGGAAGCGGGCCGCCCCAGCUCGCCCUCCCUACCCUGACCGACGGGGCGGGGGAAUGGGCCGGCAGCAGCCGCGCUGAGGAGCGGCCACCCGCCUGCCCGUCAGCUAUCGCCGCCUGCUUUACUUGGCCCUGUCUGGCCCGCCGACCGAGGCUCCGAACCUCUUCUGGGCCCCACGGGCCGCACGGAUUCGCUCCGGCCUGCCUGCGGCGCGGCCUCCUUGCGCUUCCUACGUCCCAGCCCGAACCCAGGCUUCGUCCCUGGGCCGUCCCAAGUCCCCGGAGCAUGUCUGGUCGUUGGAAUGGGGCCCGGAGGCCCGGCCUGGUCCUCCUGGCCGUGCUGCACUGGUGCCUGCGGGCCGCCGGGGCGGACAUCGCGAGCCAGGAGUACUACACGGCGCUCAUCAAUGUGACCGUGCACGAGCCCGGCCGGGGCGGUCCCUGGACCUUCCGCAUCGACCGUGGCCGCUACGGCCUCGACUCCCCCAAGGUGGAGGUCAGGGGCCAGGUCUUGGCUCCCCUGCCGCUGCACGGAGUCGCAGAUCAUCUGGGCUGUGAUCCUCAAACACGUUUCCAUGUCCCACCUGACAUCAAACAAUGGAUUGCAUUGCUGCAGAGGGGAAACUGUACAUUUAAAGAGAAAAUAUCACGGGCCGCUUUCCACAAUGCAAUUGCUGUAGUCAUCUAUAACAAUAAAUCUAAUGAAGAGACAGUCACUAUGACUCAUCAAGGAACUGGAGAUAUUGUUGCUGUGAUGAUUACAGAACUGAGGGGUAAGGACAUUUUGAGUUAUCUGGAGAAGAACAUCUCUGUCCAAAUGACAAUAGCUGUUGGGACUCGUAUACCAGCAAAGAACUUCAGCCGUGGUUCUCUAGUCUUCGUGUCAAUAUCCUUUAUUGUUUUGAUGAUUAUUUCUUCUGCAUGGCUGAUAUUUUACUUCAUACAGAAGAUCAGGUACACAAAUGCCCGGGACAGGAAUCAGCGUCGUCUUGGAGAUGCAGCCAAGAAAGCCAUCAGCAAAUUAACAACAAGAACAGUAAAGAAGGGUGAUAAGGAAACAGAUCCAGACUUUGAUCAUUGUGCUGUGUGCAUAGAGAGCUACAAGCAAAAUGAUAUCGUUCGAAUUCUGCCUUGCAAGCAUGUUUUUCACAAAUCCUGUGUGGACCCCUGGCUUAGUGAACAUUGUACUUGUCCUAUGUGCAAACUGAACAUUCUGAAGGCCUUGGGAAUUAUGCCAAAUUUGCCAUGUACUGAUAAUGUAGCUUUUGACAUGGAAAGGCUUACCAGAAGCCAAGCUGCUAAUCGAAGAUCAGCACUUGGUGACCUUGCCAGUGACAGCUCCCUUGGCCUUGAGCCACUGCGCACUUCAGGGAUGUCUCAACUUCCUCAGGAUGGGGAGCUCACUCCUCGAACAGGAGAAAUCAACAUUGCAGUAACAAGUGGGCACUUCUUUCAUCGCAACUCUUUGUCCCCUCGAAGCCUGGUUUACGAGAGCGAAUUCUCCAUGAUUGAGCCUUCCUUGGACAUGUACGAUGACAACAAAACCUGAGGAAACCUUGAUGUUUGGGGUCACUCUUUUGUUGGUUUCUGAUCAUUCUUCUUUUGUAUUCUUCUGUUGGUGUCUCGUCCUGGAGGAAGAGCUGCUGCGUUUCCCAUGUGAGGGUUGGGUUUCCAGGCUAAGAUCCAAAGUUCCCCCAAGAUGGGACUACCCUGCAACAAUGCGCCAUCACACAUCGCCCUUCCAAGGUUGUCCAAUCUCACAAGAAUGGUGAGCUGCAUCUGGAUACAAGAGGCUUAGCCCUGGCUCCCCAGGGUCCAUUGUGUACUGAAGGUGUCUUUUUAUAUAUUAGCAUGUACUGCUCUGUGUGAGUGGAGUUUGCCUUUCUAAUAGUCCUUGUGAUAAAGAGUUCCAUUGUGUGCCCAAGUCUACCAGGUGAUGUUUUUUUUUUCCAGUAAAGAGGAUCAUGAGCUGCU